Molecule: messenger RNA, 2086 nt
Organism: Lytechinus variegatus (green sea urchin)
Lineage: Eukaryota; Metazoa; Echinodermata; Echinoidea; Temnopleuroida; Toxopneustidae
Product: glycine N-methyltransferase-like
Exons: 5
Coding region: 640-1515 (291 amino acids)
Biological process (GO): regulation of gluconeogenesis; protein homotetramerization; S-adenosylmethionine metabolic process
Cellular component (GO): cytosol
Molecular function (GO): S-adenosyl-L-methionine binding; identical protein binding; glycine N-methyltransferase activity
Source: RefSeq, a predicted model, not a curated record
UUUCUGGAGGCUUGACCAGUAGUUGGACUAAAGGGACGGUCUGAACAAUUCACUAGAACCAAUUUCGAAAUAAUGCCUAUUUUCAUCCUUUAGAACAUUCCCUAAUUGCCCAACGGUGGAAUGUUUUGCUGACAAUUCAUGAAAGGAAGUUAUGUGAAUUCAACUUGCUGAAGAAUAGAUGUCCGGAAUUCCAAUUAAGCCUCAGUAUUUGAACAUAUGCCUAUGUCUCAACAGGGACCCGUGGACGACUGUAGAAUUACGUUUACUGUUAUCAUCACAAAUAUCUUGUGACUUCGACUCGGGCCUCUUAAUACAAAAUAAUGCCUUCUAGUGAUGAACUGAGAUAUUGUACCUGGCAUGAUUUCUAACGAGCAGACCUUGUAAUUGCAGUUCAGGAGAUGCGAUAGCUCAGUCGGUAUAUCAGUUUAUGAGGGUUUUAUUAUUCGGUGACCCGGGUUCGAUUCCCAGUCGGUACAGGAUAGUGCCCUUUAAUGGUAAGGCAUUUAAAUCCUCAUUUCCAGGUCCCUCGGAAAGGACCUUAAGCCGUCAGUCCUCCGGUUGCCUGCUUGAGAGUAUUCAUACUUUCUUAGCAAUCAGGUUAAAAAUAAGUCACGAUAUACACCAUCACACUGAUCGAUCAUGUCUCAGUCGAUCAAAGUUAUCAACUCUUGUGACGAUGAGAAGGUCGUUCUGAGAUUGGGAGUGUUGACUGAGAGGUCGAUUGGAUUCAAGCAAUGGCUGCUUCAUCAUCUUCGUUCUCGUAACUGUAGUCGGGUGCUGGACGUAGCGUGUGGAACAGGAGGGGAUUCUCUUUUUCUUCUGAAGCACGGUUUCCAAGUCGUCAGCUCAGACAGCGCAGAUGCGAUGCUACGCCAGGCAAGGCAUGCCAGGAAGUCAUAUGAGAGUCAACAGCAACAUGGUACCUGGGAUAUCGAGAAGGCCAAUUGGUUGACGUUGAGGGCGGACCUUGGUGACUAUGGUGAAUUCGAUGCCGUUCUCUGCAUGGGAAACUCGCUGCUAUGUCUUACCGAUCCGACACCAAACUUCGGUCUCUACCGACGCUGCCUUGAGAAUUUCAAAUCGAUGCUCAAACCGGGAGGUGUCCUCUUAUUGGACCAUCGGAAUAUUGACGUCAUCAUGGACCGCGGCGAUCCUAUCAACAAGAACGUUUACUUCAAGGAAGACAACAUUAAGAGAAUUUCUUCAGCGAUUGUCCACUCCCAUGGUCAAGCAGACGUGGUCAAUUUUACAUUCGAUAUGCGUGUUAAUAGUCACACUGAUGAAGACGGAGACAAGAUCACAAAUGACCUCGAUAUAACUCCAGGAAAUAACAACGAGGUAGAAAUUGAAAAAGUUUCUGUGCCACUACAAGCAAUUCGUGCUCAGCAACUCUCUACCUUGCUUGCUGAAGUAUUUGGAGAGAAUUGCGAGCGGGCCCUCUACGGUGAUUUCAAGUCAGCUUUCACAAUGUCCGACACGGCAUAUUUCCAACAUGUAAUUACAAAAAAGAAGUGAUCAAUUCGUACAAGAAAAUGGAUCCAACUGUGCUUCACUCGUCCUUCACUCUGAGGUACAUGGGUACCCAGUAAGAUUGAGUCCUUGAGAAUGCACUGAGCGCCGCUGAUGGAAUGGUACAUCGCUCGAGCCAAGGAAGGGGUCAUCAUAGUUGCGCUUUGCAUCUGUUUGGCAAAAGGGCAAUAUAAAUCAUCCGGCUAUUUUUAUUAUUAUUACAAUAAAAGUUUGACAUAUUUUUUUACCAAGUUAUUUAUGCAUUUUUAUUAACUCAUCUAGUCAACUUACAUUUCUAUCAUUUAUCAUACCUACCAUAUUUCCAGGGGGUUCUCCCUUAUGGUAAACAACACAUGCACCCCCCCCCCCGAGCACUCAUGCUUCCCAUGGGCCAUUCAUUAUCCCUUUGGAAUUUAGUUUGUCAAACUUUGAGAGAUAUAGUAGAAAAAAAAACACGGACCAACUUUUUGAGCGAUCAGGCCUAGCUACUCUAUAUAAGUUAUUGUUUUUCAAAAUUAUUUAAAGAUCAAGUCCAUCCCAGCAAAAUGUUGAUUUGAAUAAGUAGAGAAAAAUCAAA